AAUAAAAUAAAUAUAAAAAAGUUAUAAGUGCAUGUAUUUUAAAAAUAUCUUCUUAUCAAUAUUUCAGUGGUCAUAGUCAACAAUACACAACUCAAAGAUCACCUACAAAAGUCCUUAACACACGUUAACGAAAUGCUAGCUGACAUCGAAAGCCAAAUAAAAAGCGAGAGAAAAAUGCUAUCACAGAUUGAUUACGACGUGAAUUACAGAGAUACACCUGGCUUCUUGGACUAUCAUGUUACUGACAUUUGGUGGCCAACGAAACCGCCCCCGCCAGGUCCAGAAACGAGCCCGCCUGUCACAAGGAGUAGCCCCAAAGGUGCUCUACGUUCAAAACAAAACCUAACAACAGUUAAUACUAACGCGAACGUGUCACAGAAAGUAUCGACAGAACUGGCGGUACGGGAUAUAGUCGCGCACUGGGCUUUCACCAUGGCAAGAACACCGGUAUUUGCGACAACCUCUCCGGUGUCUACAACUACUGGGAGAUUUUGGACGCCAACGAUUCCGACUACAACUACUAGCACAGUUGCCACAACUACAACUGUUUGGAGCACUAGGACACCGGCUCCUACUGAGCCGCCGUUUAGGGGAAGCUUUCCGCCUGGAGUACAGGCAAGCUGGCCCUUCGAAAAUGAUCCAACCACCACUCAAACGCCAUUUAUCCAAGACCUUGAAAAAGAAUUGCAAGAAAGUAACACCGGCUACUUCACUGUCGGGUUAAGGAGGUUUUUGAUUAUUGUAGCAGCUCAGAACCCUCUCAUUGUAACUUCUGUCUUAGACGCAAUGGAAGUGAAUUUUGGGCGAUUACUGGAUGGACACAAAUUGGACUCCUUCGGGAAACCCCUACAGGAUACCAUAGUAUCUCUGUUGGGAAUGAUGAAUCUUCUUCCUCCCGACUUGCUGCAACAGCAAGCGAAUGUAGGACAAUUCGUUUUGCAGAAACGAAGAGUUCUGGCGGAUCCCAAGGUCAACAAAUGCUUGGACAUAUAUGAUGCUAUGUUCAUACAGGAAGAGGGGCAAGCCCUGUUUGGAUUAUUAGAACAAUUUGCCAAGUUCCCGGAGGGCAAUCUGAACGUAACCGACUUAAGCCGAGAAAUACUAAAUGCUUUUUUGGCACCAUGUCUAAGGACUACAGGCACACGGGAACACAAGCGGUUCUUAUCUAGUUUAUACGAGGCUAUAGAAUCUCAAUAUCCAAAUUGGAGAACACAAAAAGCCGGAGAGCAUAACGAAACUUCAUCAGCGAUUGGACAUCAAAUUGAUGUGAUAAUGGGUGUCCCAUCAAAUAACUCUACGGGAGAUCCUCUGUCCGGCCUUCCAUCAAGACGUCGUAUGGGACAUGAUUUCAAGAAAGCCAUGCAUCAUUUCUUAACAAAGCAUCGCAAAUUAAUAAAGCGCUUGAACAAACAUCAUAAACAUGGCAAGCGAAAGAAGCACCACCACUGGCGGCACAAGAGCCACCACUCAUCUCAUAAGAAACAUAAGAAGGAAAAAAAAGAACAGCACGAUAAAGAUCAUUCACGAAAUUCACGCAUUCCAUUUGAACAACACAGCGCACACGAUGAUCACAUUCAGCACAACCAGUUUGCGGAGCGCUUGUUUUACGAGAAGUUCAAAAAGCCUCUUAAGAAAUCCGGUCGGGAAAGUCCAGCUUUAAGGGCUGAAGAAGAAGAAAAAGCUGACACAAGCGGUAGUGAAGCAUUUUUUAAAGCGAGUAACAAUAAAAAGCAAACAAAUCAGGUCUCACAAACAUUACUUAAGCCACAGCUACUGGAGAACAUUGAUAAACAGUAUUUAAUGAAACUAGCGCAGAAGUUUAAGGCGAAAUUAGAAAGUGGUAAUUACAGAAGAUUGAUGGUAGUAUCUUCGGAGAAUAAAUCAGAUGCAGCAGCGAAACGUGCUGCGAAUAAUACAAUUGUUCACAAGAUACGAGAGGCCUCAAGCUACAGUGACGAGGAAUACAACUUGAAAACUAACUUGUACGAUGCGUUGAGGCAUGGCAACAGGUCAUUCGUACACUUCCGCAACAUGAGUAAUCCAGGAUCUAGUGAUGAAGAGAAGAUUAUAAAGAGGAAUUUGUAUAAAAAUUUACUGUAAAUGAUUUAUAAUUUAGUUUUUUUUUUAGCCCCUAUUAUAUGUAUAAUUAUUUACUGAUGUUUGAAGUUAUUUCUACCCCAAUUUCGAGUGUGAUUGUUACCUGUAUCUUUGUCUGUUAUCAAACCUUAAGUUUUGUUCUUGUUUGAUUUGCCUUGACGAAUAGUGUCAUAAAGAGUAGGACCACGGCGGCUAAUGUAGAGGACGGAUACCGG
This is a messenger RNA of Trichoplusia ni (cabbage looper), 2312 nucleotides long. RefSeq lists its product as uncharacterized. Lineage: Eukaryota; Metazoa; Arthropoda; Insecta; Lepidoptera; Noctuidae. The transcript is spliced from 7 exons. The record is from RefSeq and is a predicted model, not a curated record. The coding region runs from base 133 to 2100 and encodes 655 amino acids.